CCUCAACCGUAAAUUCCAAGAAAGAUUGUGGUCACCUAUCUUUUAUCACCUCCACACACGGCUUCUUCUUCUUCGUCUGCUCCGAAAACUCAAAACGGCAGAAGCAACCUUAAAGAAAUGGCUUGUGCAACCUUAACGGUGUCGUUCGGUUUCAGAGUCACUUCCACAUUAUGCCCUCCUCCUUCGGCUCGCGCCUCUCGCGGCCUUUCGGUUCAACUCGCUCCAUUCAACAAGUUGAGCUCCCUUAGACUCAGUUCCUGGCACAGCGUUUCUGGGUUCGGCUCGGUUCUUCCUCAGAAGCUCUGCACAAUCGCUCCCCUCACUCACAGGCUUCGCUCUCUCACCAUUGUCUCUGCCAAAGGCUACAAAAGGAAGACCCACAAGGCUUCAGCGAAGCGAUUCAGGGUGACCGGUAGAGGAAAAAUAGUUCGGAGGAGAGCAGGAAAGCAACAUUUGCUGUACAAGAAGAACUCCAAGAGGAAAUUACGACUCUCAAAAAUGCAUGCAGUCAGCCGGAGUGACUAUGACAACGUGAUUGGUGCCCUGCCAUAUCUGAAAGUAAAUAGAAAGGCUGAGUAGACAUGAUGUCUAAAUUUUUCGAGGGGGACCUAUCUGGUCUGUAUCAUGUUUGAUUACUCACAUUUAUGCAAAAGGCAAGUGUUUUGAAUCUUGAUUGUAUCCUCCCCAAGUUUAGGGUAGUUGGAUUUUCAUACCCUGGAAUUUCCAUACCUCAAUUGUUAUAAUCAUAUUAAAGGCUCUC
This is a messenger RNA of Juglans microcarpa x Juglans regia, 760 nucleotides long. Its product is annotated as 50S ribosomal protein L35, chloroplastic-like. Gene Ontology annotation, cellular component: large ribosomal subunit; ribosome. The record is from RefSeq and is a predicted model, not a curated record. NCBI's taxonomy places the organism in Eukaryota, Viridiplantae, Streptophyta, Magnoliopsida, Fagales, Juglandaceae. The coding region runs from base 118 to 579 and encodes 153 amino acids. Gene Ontology annotation, molecular function: structural constituent of ribosome. The transcript has 3 exons. Gene Ontology annotation, biological process: translation.